Rhododendron vialii is the source of this 1634-nucleotide messenger RNA. Its product is annotated as probable indole-3-pyruvate monooxygenase YUCCA8. Bases 115 to 1374 code for a protein of 419 amino acids. The transcript is spliced from 3 exons. Gene Ontology annotation, biological process: auxin biosynthetic process. Gene Ontology annotation, molecular function: flavin adenine dinucleotide binding; N,N-dimethylaniline monooxygenase activity; NADP binding. The record is from RefSeq and is a predicted model, not a curated record. Lineage: Eukaryota; Viridiplantae; Streptophyta; Magnoliopsida; Ericales; Ericaceae.
AACUUCUCUAACUAUCUCCUAAUCCUCAAGAACCUCUCUCUCUCUCUCUCUCUCUCUCUCCAAUAUUCUCCAACGAGCUCCAACUGCUCAAAACCCGACCUAUUCUUUCCAACAAUGUGUAAUUUUUUGGGUCGCGACGAUUUCUUUCCGCGCCGUUGUGUCUUGGUCCAUGGCCCAGUCAUUAUAGGAGCCGGGCCGUCUGGACUAGCCGUAGGGGCUUGCCUAAGGGAACAAGGCGUUCCCUUUGUAGUCCUGGAGAAAUCAGAUUGCAUUGCAUCACUAUGGCAAAAGAGAACCUACGAUCGCCUGAAACUUCACCUCCCCAAGCAGUUCUGCCAGCUCCCAAACCUCCCAUUCCCCGAAGACUUCCCAGAAUACCCAACGAAGAAGCAAUUCAUAAGCUACCUCGAAACUUACGCGAAUCGCUUCGGAAUCAACCCGCAGUUCAACGAGUGCGUCCAAUCCGCGAGGUACGACGAGGCCUGCCGUUCGUGGCGGGUGAAGACCGUUUCCACCAGCGGCUGCGGCCGCACCGAGGUGGAGUACAUUUGCCAGUGGCUCGUGGUGGCGACGGGGGAGAAUGCCGAGUGCGUAAAGCCGGAGAUUGAUGGGCUGAAGGAGUUUAAAGGCGAGGUUUUACAUGCUUGUGAGUACAAGUCCGGCAAGAAGUUCGCCGGAAAGAGAGUGCUGGUCGUGGGUUGUGGAAAUUCCGGCAUGGAAGUCUCCCUUGACCUCUCUAACCACAAUGCCAAGCCAUCCAUGGUGGUACGAAAUUCGACUCACGUAUUACCAAGAGAAGUUUUCGGGAAAUCGACAUUCGAAUUCGCGAUGUUGAUGAUGAAGUGGUUGCCCCUUUGGCUAGUAGACAAGAUACUGUUGAUUCUGGCGUGGUUUAUUUUGGGUAACACUGAGAAAUGGGGGCUAAAAAGGCCAUCAGUUGGUCCACUGGAGCUCAAGAACACUCAGGGGAAGACCCCUGUUUUGGACGUCGGGGCCUUGCAGAAGAUCCGGUCCGGCGACAUCAAGGUGGUUCCCGGAAUCAAGAGGUUUUCCAGUGGCGCGGUUGAGCUUGUCAACGGCGAAAAGAUCGAAAUCGACUCGGUCGUUUUGGCUACCGGAUAUCGGAGCAAUGUGCCUUACUGGCUACAGGAAAGCGAAUUCUUCUCGGAAAACGGCUUCCCGAAGGCGCCAUUCCCAAACGGGUGGAAAGGAAAGGCUGGUCUCUAUGCUGUUGGGUUCACAAGAAAAGGGCUCUCUGGUGCAUCCUUUGAUGCCAAGAGAAUAGCACAGGACAUCGGCAAUGUCUACAAGACCGAUUUGAAUCAGAAGAAGCAAAAAGUCUCCGGCCACCGACGAUGCAUUUCGCAGUUCUGAUCAUCUUAGGAGGAAAUUGAUCCUUUUUUUUUUCUUUCCCUUUUGAAUUCUUUGUUGUAAAGAUGAUGUAUGUAGAAAACAAGGAAAGAAACAACAGAUAGCAUAGAGUUCCAGCCCUCUCCAAAGCCCAAGGUUUUAGAAUGUUUGGGCAUUUUGCAUACUGGGGAUGAUGAGGCUUAUUUCUGCCCUUUCUAUUUGAGCUUCAAAUUUUGUACAAUUAUUCAGUUUCUGUCAAUGAAAAGAUCUCGAAUUUAUCGCAA